Messenger RNA from Peronospora matthiolae, 2742 nucleotides. NCBI's taxonomy places the organism in Eukaryota, Oomycota, Peronosporomycetes, Peronosporales, Peronosporaceae. The record is from the annotation of a GenBank genome assembly.
AUGCCGCGGAAGAACGCGCUGUCGGAGCUGCUAAACGCUCACCAGCGGCAGGGAACCGCGUGUGCUGCUGUGCCUGACUCUGGAUCAUCUUGUGCUGCAUCUUGUGCCUCUAACGUGGUUUCUGCGGGCGCUAAAGAUGCAGUAGAAGCCGCGCCAUCUCCAGCUUUCGAAACGUUUCCAGUGCGACCGACUGCGUGUCGCUCUCGAGGCCGUAGCGAGCGAAACGCCGCGUACCGGAUGGAAAGAGUGUACGAGGAAGUGUCGAGACGGAAAAGCCAAGUCGUUGGAGGUCGUGGAUCGUCCAGUGGAGCGGCAGAUACCGACGAUAGCGCCAUGGCAGCGGCUGUUACUGCUGCUACUUCAGAUGAUAUUGCUGCUGGUACUUCUUAUGAGAGUGGGCGUAUUUUCUGCGCGUCUCAGGACCAAGAAGGAAAACUUUGGAGGCAUAAAGGGCAGCAGAAGGAUACGGAGCUGCGUCGUGUAUCACUGUCGAGACCAAAAGAUAGGAAAAGACCUCGAGGAGGUAUGAAAAACGUCGGCUUCGUCGCUCCUUUGCAGCCUGCUGUGAAAGAAGUGUCUUCUUGUCAAACGGCAGGUGAGUGGCACGUGGAGAUGUCCAGUGCUGGUGCUUAUCGUCAAUAUAGUGAGGAAGAGGAAUGGAGAGAGAGACGAAGAGAACGACAGCAAGAGCGACGGAGACAUCGAUGUGCAAAAGCAAGUCGAAGAAAAUCUGGCAGUAACGAUGGGAAAGAAAGGACGCUACUGGAUGUGGAUGACGCUACCGUGCAGUACAUCGAUGCCGUGCUGGUAAAGCCGGACCCACAAGUGUUCAACAAGUAUACGAGGUUUUUCCUGGACCCGAAGCUUGAGGCACUGUACCAAGACUUUACUGCAAUUUACUGGCUUGGACGGGCCCGCUGGCACGUUGCAGUGUGGAUGGCUGUGCAUUUGUUUGUGAAUCUUUCGUAUUACACGGUUCCGAGGUCUGGAUUUGCCGGCAUGGAGCAGUUUAUGCUCUCGUACGAUUCCGUGCCGACGUUCUUCCAGUGGAUUUACAUACCGAUCGCGCUGCCAUUUGCUGUGCUGCCCAACAAGUACAAUCCGUUUCAGACACGCUGGCGCAGCUGGGUAUGUUUUAUUGUCAUCUUUUUCAACCUGACGUUUCAGAUAUGGCUAGCAGAUGCUAGUCGCCUCGCCAGCAACUCAUUCGCAACUGCUGUCCACGACCAUUUGUCCUGCAAAGCUACGAACCCAGAACUCAUGUCUAUGUUUGGGGGUGUUAACGGAAGUUUGAGCGGCAACGAUGACGGGUUGACCAGCGACACGGUCAAUAGCGCUCUGGCUUACCUCAAGGGCAAACAAAGAGAUUUGGCCAUACGCGUGACCUAUCUGUGCUCAGACGCACUGGUACAAACGCUCGUGGGAUUUGUGUCGCUGUUCAGCUUCUUGUUCGUGAUAUCUAUUCGGCUGGAGUUCGUUCAAGUUGUAGUUGUGGCAGUCUUUGGAGCCGCUACCUAUGCCAGUGUGGUGAGCGCUUUCGGUCUCCAGUUGCAGGGGCUUAUUACUUUUGCCUAUGGUACGGCGGUCAUACUCUUGCUUAUCCUGUCGUACUCGUUGGACCGCACGAACCGCCGUUCUUUUCUCUCAAACUUUUUAGUUGAAAAAGAGAAUGAGAACCUCAAAUCAUCACUUAAACUAGCUGAGGCAGCAUUGCAGAACGAUGCUGCUCACGCGGAUGAAGAACGUGAAGUUGCCCGGAUACUCGCAGCACCAGAGAUGUGCCAUUUUGAAAUGCUCCACAUCCCAUUUGCUGAUCUUACUUUUCUUCAGGCCAUUGGUCGUGGAUCAAUGGGCGACGUCAUCAAGGCUCGAUAUUUCGGCACCAUCGUCGUCUGUAAGCGCAUGCGUCGAGAAUACAUCGUUGAGUCCGGUAGAGGCCGGGAUCGAAAUGAAAGCCGGGAUGUGUCUCAUGCUGAUAGCGCGUUGGCUAGUUUCCGUGAUGAGAUUGAGCUUAUGUCGUGCCUGCGACAUCCGAAUAUUGUUCAGUUCAUAGGUGCAAGCUGGGACAACGCGUCCAAUCUAUGCAUCGUGAUGGAGUAUAUGGAGAAUGGUGACAUGCACCGUGUACUGCACUCGGGACUGGGAAAGAACUUUACGUGGGUAGAUCCUCUGCUCAAGAUGGCGGUUGAUGCUGUGCAAGGCAUGCUUUAUCUCCACUCGCAAGAACGUCCGGUGGUCCAUCGUGAUCUGAAAAGUGUUAACAUCCUCUGCUCUGCUACCUUCGGCUGUAAAGUAGGUGAUUUCGGCCUCAGUCGCCGAUACAAGAAGGGUGUCGACGCGCUUACAACUCUCGUUGGUACCCCGUUUUGGCUCGCUCCCGAGAUCAUCCGCAGUGAGCGAUAUGGUCCAGAGGCUGACGUCUAUUCAUUUGGCAUCGUACUCACGGAGCUUGAGACUCGCCAUACUCCGUACCACGAUCAAGAAGAGACAGGAUUGAAGGUACUUAUGCGGGUGGCACACAAGGGACUGCGUCCAUCGUUGCCCUCGAGUUGCCUGCCCGAGCGUCGCAGGCUCAUUGAAGAUUGUCUCCGCGAUGUUCCUGCGCGACGUCCGACUUUUGCACAAGUCCUCUCACGGUUACAAGGCCCCGUGCUACUUGAGAUUGAGGGCCACGUUGCAACUCAGCCUGAUCUUGAACGACGGGCGCGACUGCGGCGCCAUCAGGAGCGUCGGAGUCUGUAA